GAGAAGACGGUGGUGGAUUUUAAGGUCUCUUGUCUUGCACGCAGCUUGGAGCCGUCGAUCUUGGCAUGCGGUUAUGCGACAAGACAAGUUUGGGACUGUGCGGCAGACAUCUUGGCGGCCAUCGCUCACGGUUACAGAUCGUACCCGCGACGGUGCUCAACCAUUGAGCGUUUCAGGCGAAGUUACGGCGAGAAGAGGCAAAAAGGAAAAAAAUGUCGUCCGGGCCGGGGGGGAAAAGCGAUGAACACUGCCUCAAUGGUGUUCGUGACGUAGCUGCUGCCGCUAGAAAAGAACGGGCAUCUGAUGCAGCUUAUAACGGCUCUCUUCUCUCGUCGUCGUCUUGCAUCGACCUUACCUUAUCCUCAUGAGGGGGAUUGUUUGCCAUCUAGAUUUCAGAUCUUUUGCGGCAGCUCUGCAUGAAGCACUGAUCUUACUGUUUUGUGACACCCGCCAAGCCCCUUAAAUACCUUCCUCUUCCACUGAAGGAUCGGUCAUGGCGACAACUCCUGAGGGCCAAAACAUAGAUCGAGAUAUCGUUAUGCGCGAUGCCUCCGAGAACGUUCCACGUUUGAAUCAACCAGUCCCCGGUGACGAUGCAAUCCUCGCAAUCAACGCCCCUUUCAACGCGUCAGCUCCCAAAAUCGACCACGAAGACCCUCUCGGACUUAGCCAGCUCAAGAAGGCCGACCUAUCCUCAAUCAAGGUAGACUACCCGGCGGGGAAUCAGAGGAAGAUCAAGGCGUACUACACCAAGCAGAACGCACUCAUUGAUCAGUUCCUCCAGAGCAAGGAUGAAGAGGCCCUAGCUGUCCAAGACUUUCAGAGGAACGGGGGAAAAGUUAAAUGGGCCGUGAACCUGAGUUUCAUGGUCAACUUCUGUUUGUUCAUCAUUCAGCUGUAUGCCGCGAUCUCGACUGGAUCCCUAUCGCUGUUUGCAACUGCGGCAGACGCGUUUAUGGACCUCGUCUCAUCGAUCGUGAUGUUGACAACUUCACGAAUGGCGGCUCGUCCCAAGCCCCACAAGUACCCAGUCGGCCGGCGCCGGAUCGAGACCGUGGGAAUCAUCCUCUUCUGCGCCUUGAUGACAACAGUCGCGAUCCAGUUGAUCAUUGAGUCGGGCCGGGCUCUGGGAAGCGGCGACACCGACAGCAGCGAGGAGCUGCACAUUAUCCCUCUGAUAUUCGUAGGAACCGCCAUCUUCUCAAAGUUCUGCCUGUUCUGCUACUGUUUCUGGCUCCGACGGUAUCCAGCGGCACGGAUAUUUUUCAUCGAUCACCGGAAUGAUUUGGCCGUCAAUGUUUUCGGUCUGGUCAUGUCCAUCGUUGGCGAUAGGUUUGUUUGGUACCUCGACCCCGUCGGCGCUAUCUGCAUUGCGCUCCUGAUCCUCGUCUCUUGGGUAUCCACUGCGUUUGAAAACGUCUGGUUGCUGGUGGGCAAGGCUGCACCCAGAGAGUUCGUCAACAAGUGCAUCUACGUUUCACUUACGCAUGAUGCCCGCAUCCAGAAAGUAGACACCUGUCGAGCGUAUCAUUCUGGCGAGCUCUACUAUGUCGAAGUAGAUGUUAUCAUGGACCCAACCACUCAGCUUAAGGACUCACACGACGUGAGCCAGGCCUUGCAACGAAAACUUGAGGGUUUAGCAGCUGUAGAACGGGCGUUCGUCCAUGUUGAUUAUGAAGACGAUCAUAAUGUGCAUGAGGAGCACAAGCCGCUAUUCGAUCCUGCAACCUAUCGGCAACCACGAACACUGAAGGAAUGGUUGAAAGAUAUGGUGCAGCGGCGAUAAACUGAACAAUGCGCCAAGUUUUGUGUGGGAAAGCUCCCAGCCAAAACUCUUUCUUUUUAGCAAAUCGAUUGGGUUCUCUGCGAUGGCUAUGGAUGGCUCGCAUGCCGGCUCCUAUGACUUCUCUCCUAAUGAUAGAAUACUCGCAAAGAUUAAUGCACCCCAGAGCCGCUGAUCCAUCCCUAACCAGCACUGGAUUCUGGGAACAUCAUGUGUGGUUUUAUUCAAAGUAUUUGCGUGCUUACUAUCCCUGCCUGGAGUACACAAGGAGCCUCAACAUUCUCUGGAAUAAAGUGGGCCCUCUCAGUGCUCCCCUCUGUCGUCGUUUCCUGCCUCCUGUCCUUUGGACUGAUCUUCAUUCAUCACGGACGAGAUAAACCCCUGAGAACUCUUCCAGUUCAAGGCCUAUUUUAACGUUGCUGUCACGGAUCCCUUCAGACACAUUUGACAGCUCUUUUAUUAUUCGAUAUAGAACGGAUGUUACUGGCCAGAGAAGUAUACGGCCGUUUUGCGUUUGCAAUGCCCCUACCUGCCCAGCCACCAUGGUCCCCAGCAAAAAAUUUGUUGAUAUGGCCUAAAUUUUAUUUCUAUG
Messenger RNA from Coccidioides immitis RS, 2375 nucleotides. RefSeq names its product cation diffusion facilitator family transporter. The transcript is spliced from 2 exons. Gene Ontology annotation, biological process: monoatomic cation transport; transmembrane transport. Gene Ontology annotation, molecular function: monoatomic cation transmembrane transporter activity. The record is from RefSeq and is a predicted model, not a curated record. Lineage: Eukaryota; Fungi; Ascomycota; Eurotiomycetes; Onygenales; Onygenaceae. Bases 494 to 1786 code for a protein of 430 amino acids. Gene Ontology annotation, cellular component: membrane.